AUGGAUUCCAUAGUAAACUUGAUCCUGAACCGGUCCGUAGUGACCGUUGAGCAUAUCAAGAUCACUAAGGCAACACCAGACACACUCACAAUGUCACUCGUCAACCGUGUAACAGGCACCGGCCCGAUGGGCGCAACAAUGUCCCCAAUGGGCGUCGACAUGGUGUUCAACGACCAGCCGUGGGGCAAGCUCCAGCUGCCCGAGGUGAACACCAAGUCGGGCGGCACGGACGUGGUCGUGCAGGAGCAGGAGGUCAAGAUCACGAACCAGGAGUCCUUCCGCGCGUUCGUCAAGGCGCUGAUGCUGGACGACGAGCUCGUCCUGGUGCUGGAUAACGGCGACUGCCACAUCACCGCCAAGGUCAUGGGCUGGCCGCUCAAGAGCAACGUGACGUACAAGAAGCGGCUGGUCAUCAAGGGCAUGAAGGGCCCCAGGCUCAACCUCGUCGACACCACGGCCGAUCAGAACGUCAUGAAGGUGCACAACCCCAGCCCGCUCGAGAUCGACCACGGCGUGAGCAUGUUCGACAUCGUCGACGGUGAUGGGCAGGUGGUGGCCGAAGAGAAGGGCCAGCUGACCAUCGUGAGGGGUGAUUUCGACAGCACCCUGGGCAUCACGUUUAAGUCUGGGAAGAAGCUCACACCGGGCUCAAAGCUGAGGCUUGUGGGCAAGGGGACGGAGAAGGACUCGUGGAUGAAUGACACGUUGAAGUACAUCAACUCAGAGUUCGAGGCCAACGAGAAAUUUUCCUCGUUCCUCACGGGCUAG
Molecule: messenger RNA, 768 nt
Organism: Diaporthe amygdali
Lineage: Eukaryota; Fungi; Ascomycota; Sordariomycetes; Diaporthales; Diaporthaceae
Exons: 2
Coding region: 1-768 (255 amino acids)
Source: RefSeq, a predicted model, not a curated record